CGAUAGUUCACGGCGGAAGACAUCACCCAAUCUGCUCUGUUUCGAGUCUUGUUGGAGCCGCGUAUGUUGUGCGGUGACCGGGGACAGUUUGUGGGAGUGAACUGUCGCUGUAUGUUCAGAUCGUCGUAGUUAUAACGUGCUCUUAAUAACCCGUGACUUUUGAGUGUACAGAGUUUAUGUGGUGCAUUUCUUCGUGUCUCGGACUUCCAGCGGGCGGAUUGCCUUGAUCACGCAGAGGGUCCUCUCCACGGCGGCACCCUCUGCUCCGCCUGCCGCCGCCGCCGCCACGGUGUUUAGAAGAUGACCGGGGAGAAGAUCCGCUCCCUGCGCAAGGACCAAAGGCCCAGCAAGGACGAGGAUUUACUGGAGCCCGACGAGGAAGCCGCCACCGGGACUUUCACUGCCUCCAAGACGAAUAACAAGAGCAGAGCGAGUAAAAUCUUCAGCAACCAUAAGUUAAGCAGGUCGUCCUCCACUCAGCAGCAGCCCAACCAGCAGUCACAGAUCAACGCCAACACUACUCCCCUGUCCACGGCCGAUGUCAUAGACGACAACAACAAGAAUCCCGUUAUCCGAGCCGCGCAGGACUAUCCCGUGCACGAGUGUGUUUUUAAGGGAGAUGUGCGGAGACUGUCCUCUCUUAUUCGAACGCAGAAUAUCGCUCAGAAAGAUGUCCAUGGAAACACACCCUUACAUCUCGCUGUCAUGAUGGGACACAAAGAGUGUGCCCAUCUCCUGCUGGCCCACAAUGCACCUGUGAAAGUGAAGAACGCUCAGGGAUGGAGCCCCCUGGCUGAGGCCAUCAGCUAUGGCGAUCGUCAGAUGAUCACGGCGCUGCUGAGGAAGCUGAAGCAGCAGUCCAGGGAGAGCGUGGAGGACAAGCGGCCCAAGCUGCUCACAGCUCUUAAAGAACUUGGAGACUUUUAUUUGGAGCUCCACUGGGACUUUCAAAGUUGGGUGCCUUUGCUGUCCCGAAUACUGCCAUCGGAUGCAUGCAAGAUCUACAAGCAAGGAAUUAACAUCAGGCAAGUUACAGCAACAAAUGUACCUUUAGGAAUACUUUACUGGGAGAUCGUUGCCAGCAAUUAUCAUAAAAGCUUUUAUAGCAGUAUCUUGUGGCAACCUCACAUCGUGUUUUCUUUUAUCUUUGCUUUUUUACUACCUCUGUCCUCACCUUCUUUAGUGAACCAGAGUGUGAAAUCUGCACAGGCACUUUGCAAUGGCAGUUAUUUAAAAAUAGAAUAGGCUACAUCCAGGUUGAAAAGUUUAAAUGUUUUAUUAAAGAAUCAGAAUCUGAUACCUGCACUACUUUAUAAUGAAAGAAUUAUGCCCAGCACAACAAUUGGUUUACAAUCAAUAAAUCACAAUAAUGUUUCAAAUUUUGUUUAAAAAGCCUAUAUUACGCUGUUUUGUGAGCUAUGUUCUAAUGUCAUUUCCUCAUCAAAAACAUACCAGGUGUUUUGUUUCAUUUACCGGUACACAUUUUUAACACAUAAAUCUCUCAUAUUUAUGCAGUGUUUUUCUCUCAAAAUGAAAACAUUCCCAUCUUGUGAUGGCAUGUGAUAAUACAGGAAGUGUAUUUGUGUUUUUAAACUCCACACACCUUCACUAGAAUCAUUUUGCUCAUUUUGACCCAGGAAUUGCCAAUCUCUACUAAACAAAAGGUUAAAUGUAGCUGCUAAUUUGAAAACUCACAAGGUGAAACAGAGCAUUUUUAGCUUUGGAAAUGUGGACAGACUAAUAAUAAAAGAUUUCUCAAACAUGUGUGAAUGAAACUAAACACAACUCUGGGUUGUGUUUAGUUCUAACAUGGCUUAAAGCUCAUAAGACAGAAUUUUAGGACCUUUAAUCUGUAUUGU
This is a messenger RNA of Boleophthalmus pectinirostris (great blue-spotted mudskipper), 1859 nucleotides long. Its product is annotated as ankyrin repeat domain-containing protein 13C-A. The transcript has 6 exons. Lineage: Eukaryota; Metazoa; Chordata; Actinopteri; Gobiiformes; Gobiidae. Gene Ontology annotation, molecular function: protein binding. Gene Ontology annotation, cellular component: cytoplasm. The coding region runs from base 301 to 1245 and encodes 314 amino acids. The record is from RefSeq and is a predicted model, not a curated record.